CAAGAAGACGAGAUAGAUAUUGGUGAAAGUGCAAUCUUAAAUAGCAACCCAGCAGCUAAUGUGCCAUUACUGGUUGACAAGGAGACCAACACGGAGGAGGAUACUCUUCAGGAAAAUGUGGCAGUUAGGCCAAAAGAUAGAAGCAACCUCAAUUCCAGACAGAGAUCAUUUGUGAGGAACAGCAUGAUAGUGAGAUCACAAACCUUUUCUCCAGGGGAGAGAAGUCAGUAUAUUUGCAGGUUGAAUCGCAGUGACAGUGACAGCUCAACACUAGCAAAAAAAUCUCCUUUUGUGCGAAAUGCAACAGAAAGGCGAAGUCUGAGGGUAAAACGGACAAUCUGCCAACCAAUGGUGAGACGGGUAACACAGGACCAUCCAACACGCACCUCUUUGGACCUGGAGCUGGACCUCCAGGCAUCUCGCACUCGACAGAGCCGCUUGGAUGAUGAACUGCAGGCACUAAGGGAGCUGAAGAGGAGGCUUGAAGAGAUAAAAGCUAAGGGCGAAACUGAGCUAUCACAGUGCAUACUGGAGGACGAGCGGUUUCAGAAGCUUCUAAAGCAAGCUGAGAAACAGGCUGAGCAGACUAAAGAACAACAAAAACAGGGGCUGCGAGCAGAGAAGCUUAUGAGAAAAGCUUCAAAGGAUGUUUUUAGAUUACGGGAACAGAGUCAGAAAGUUCCACUCCAGGUCCAGUCAUUCAGGGAGAAGAUGGCUUUUUUCACCCGAGCAAAGAUCAACAUACCUUCUCUCCCAGCAGAUGAUGUGUAAAUGCUGUUUUCUGAGACAUAUUGAAAUAUUUUUCCAGUUGAACUUUUUAGCUGAAGAUUUUGGUAGGGUAGCUACUUGAAUAUAUAAAUUAUAAAAAAAAACAAAAAAAAAACAGCAACAACAUAGAAAUUAAUGUAUUUGUAAAAUAAAUAAAUAUAAUGAUUAUGCUUAUGUAAAAACAAAAAAAAAAUAAUGGGAUUCUUCUUCUGAGAAAACCAAAGUAGAAUAAUUCUGGUACAUUGAGGAUAAUGUGCUUGUACAGUUUGUAUGUAUGUCUGGCAUGCUUUUUAUUCUGUAAAGAUGGGACGCAGGAACAAAAGCAGUACUAAGUGUGUUUUUCAGUACAAACACCACUGCUUGACUCAUAAUAUUCUGUUCGACAGAAUGUAUUCUAUUGUUUUCACUGUUUUCAUGUGAGUAGAGUGUAAAUGGUGGCCACUGGCCACAGAGUGUUUUCAUGAGAGCGUUUC
Messenger RNA from Polypterus senegalus (gray bichir), 1241 nucleotides. RefSeq names its product protein WWC2-like. The record is from RefSeq and is a predicted model, not a curated record. The annotation marks the transcript as partial. Lineage: Eukaryota; Metazoa; Chordata; Cladistia; Polypteriformes; Polypteridae. The transcript has 6 exons.